AUCGGUAGGUCUGGCGCUGAGCGACAGGCGGUAGACAGCAGCAGCAGCACACCAACAUUAAUAGCAACAACUCUAUCUGCCACUGCCAGCAGCACAAACAGCAGCAGCAGCAGAAUUUCUGGCAUUAGAGUGCAGGGCACUCAGCCAAUACGCUCAGAUUUCAUUCGAUCCUCGUUGUGGCAGCACGUUGGCAAUUCUACGUCGCGUGGUGAAAAGUGUAUAUUGAAUUUUUUUUCCACAACUUCUACCAAAUUGCUUUAGCAGCAAGUCGAAGUAAAGAAAUUCGUUGGUGGUCUUUGCGUCAAUGUGCACUUUAUUUUUGAAUCGUACAUAACACAACAGUGAUUUACUAACGUGUACGUAUGUAUGUACAUGUUAUAAAAGUGUAUAAAGUAAGAAAACAAAAUAUAGAGUUCCUUGAAAUACAUACGAGGAUCAACAACACAACUGCUGUGAGCUACUAUAAACGACAUUCAUUGGAAUUUUCGUGUGCGACAACGACGCUAUUCACUUGACGUGAGCGAAGUGUAUGUGAAAGAGGCAAAAAAUAAAUAAAUAAAUACAAAUUUAUAUAUGUAUAUAAGAAGUGUAAGAAACGAAAUUAAAUGCGAAUCGAAACAAAAACGUAACAAAAGUAGCGAAAAGCGCGAUUAAAGCAUAGUAAAUAUGUAAAUAAAUGAAUGACAGCGAAAAACAACUGCUGAAGAUGGCCACACAAAUCGCCGCCGAAGAUUUGUAGUUGAGCGAGUAAUUGAGUUUUUUGUUUUUACACGCGUAUACUUAUACGUAUAGCUUGCAUACAUACAUAUAUAAAUAUGUAUAUUUGCAUGAAAACAGAAAUUAAUGAAUGAAAACAAACGCGUAUGUGCCGAUAAAUUUGUCAAUCGAGUGCGGAAAAUCCAAACAUAUAAUAUAUUACUAAAACGUGCGUAAAGCGUGGCUACUGAACAAAGCUAGGCAAAGCAAAAUGCAUACGAAAAUGUAAUUUGAAUAAAUUACUAUGCACAGUGUAUCAAUGAAAUAAAUAUAUAUUUAUGCAAACAUAUAUAACAAAAAAUAAAUACAAUUAAAGUCAACUGCUUGCCUGCUGCGCCCACGAGCUUCAUUAAACGUCACAUUUUCACCGACUAACCUUUUCGGUUUUCAUUUGCAACGCAACGCGCACAGCAGCGCGUCAACUGCAGAAUAAGGCUCGGCGCAUUCGCUGCCACAGCGGCAACAUAAGGGUGCAUGCGCAGCAAAUUUUAUGUGUGGCACUUGUGUAUGUGAAGUUGCAAACCAAAAGCAAAAGCAAAAACAAAAAUAUUCAAUAAAUCGCUAAUCAACAUUGCGCACAGGCGACUGUGGUGAAGUAAUCGUAUAAAUAAAAAAAAACAAAAACCGCCUAAAAAUGGUUGCGCCCACCAUGGAUGGGCUGCCGCGAGUGCCGGACACACAUGGCGAUGUCGUCGAUGAGAAAUUAUUUUCAGAUUUAUAUGUACGCACCAGUUGGGUGGAUGCGCACGUUGCACUCGAUCAAAUCGAUAAGGGCAAAGCGCGAGGGAACCGCACCGCUAUCUACCUACGUUCAGUAUUUCAAUCGCAUCUCGAAUCAUUGGGUAGUUCGGUACAAAAGCAUGCGGGUAAAAUGCUCUUCGUGGCCAUACUAGUGUUAAGCACAUUUUGUGUGGGACUGAAGAGCGCACAAAUACAUUCGAAAGUACACCAACUGUGGAUACAAGAAGGUGGCCGCUUAGAAUCUGAACUCGCCUAUACACAAAAAACGAUUGGUGAAGAUGAGUUCUCAACGCACCAGCUUGUCAUACAGACGGCGCAAGAUGCGAAUGCGUCGGUGCUGCAUCCGCAAGCAUUGCUGGCGCAUCUGGAAGUGUUAAAGAAGGCGACGGCGGUAAAGGUGCAUAUGUACGAUACGGAGUGGGGUUUACGUGAUAUGUGCAAUUCGCCGACAACGCCAAGCUUUGAGGGUCACUACUACAUCGAACAGAUAUUUAAGCAUUUAAUACCUUGUUCGAUAAUAACGCCGCUGGAUUGCUUCUGGGAGGGUAGUCAACUGUUGGGACCGGAAUUUCCAGUGCAAAUACCUGGCAUCGAUAAGCGCAUCAUGUGGAGCACAAUGAAUCCGUCGAAUCUCGUGCAGACGAUGAAACAGCAAAUGAGUGAUCAGAAAAUACCAUUCGACUUUGAUAUGGUGGAGCAGUAUAUGAAGCGUGCCGGCAUUACGGCUGGUUAUACGGAGAAGCCGUGUUUGGAUCCCAAGAGUGCUGAGUGUCCGGAAACGGCGCCGAAUAAGGAUAGCCAGCAACCACCUGAUGUCGGUGCUAUACUCACCGGCGGCUGUUACGGCUAUGCCACCAAGUACAUGCAUUGGCCGGAAGAGCUCAUUGUCGGCGGUGUACAACGCAAUCGUUCCAGUCAUUUGCGUAAGGCGAAAGGUCUACAAACGGUGGUGCAACUGAUGACCGAGAAAGAAAUGUUUGAUUUGUGGAAUGAAAACUAUAAAGUACAUCAUAUCGGUUGGACACAGGAGAAAGCCGCGGAAGUGUUGAAUGCGUGGCAGCGUAAUUUUUCCAAAGAGGUUGAGACGCUAUUGAAAAGCAAUCGACGUAUAUCGAAUAAGUAUGACAUUUAUGUGUUUUCAUCGGCCACAUUGGAUGAUAUACUGGCCAAGUAUUCCAAUCCCAGUCCGAUUAGUAUUGUAAUUGGCGUAAUUGCGACGGUAAUUUAUGCUUUUUGUACGCUCAUACGUUGGAAGGAUCCGGUUAAGGGACAGAGUAGUGUUGGUGUAGCGGGCGUGCUGCUCAUCGGUUUCUCGACCGCUGCUGGUUUGGGCCUUUGCGCGCUACUCGGUAUCGUUUUCAAUGCCGCGAGCACGCAAGUUGUACCCUUUCUUGCGCUCGGCUUUGGCGUUGAUCACAUUUUUAUGCUCACCGCUGCUUAUGCGGAGAGUAAUCGUAAAGAGCAGACAAAAUACAUAUUGAAGAAAGUCGGACCGAGCAUACUCUUCAGCGCUAGCGUCACAUCGGGUUCAUUCUUUGCAGCCGUUUUUAUACCAGUGCCCGCCUUGAAAGUGUUCUGCCUACAAGCUGCUAUUGUUAUGUGCUUCAAUUUAGCUGCGGCGCUACUCGUUUUCCCCGCCAUGAUUUCUUUGGAUUUACGUCGACGUACUGCUGGCCGUGCGGAUAUCUUCUGCUGUUGCUUUCCUGUGUGGAAGGAGAAACCGGUAGCGACAGCUGUGUGCAACACGCGUUACAACAACACUAAUCGCCGUAAUUCGUAUGCUGUGAAGAACUGCAACAAUCGUUCCACUGCCAUGUCGGCACAACAGCCACAACUGAAGCAGCAAGAGGAAGCACUACUUUCCUGCGCCGAGAAACGCAUGCCAUCCUUUUCGCUGUCGAAUUUCGCUUUCAAAUACUAUACGCCAUUCUUGUUGCAAAGCUGGGUGAAAUUCUUAACAAUUAGCACAUUCGUUGGUACGCUAGUCUUCAGUUUAUACGCCUCGACGCGUCUACAAGAUGGACUUGAUCUGAUCGAUCUGGUGCCGAAGGACACAAAUGAGUUUAAAUUUCUUAAUGCACAAGCAUCGAUGUUCGGUUUCUAUAGCAUGUAUGCGGUGACGCAGGGAAAUUUUGAAUAUCCCACCAAUCAACGUUUGCUGCAUGAGUACCAUGAGGCUUUUGUGCGUGUACCACACGUUAUUAAGAAUGAUAAUGGCGGUUUGCCCGACUUUUGGCUCUCACUAUUCCGUGAUUGGUUAAUCAACCUGCAACGCAUAUUUGACCGUGAGUUUAGUGAGGGACGUCUAACGCCCGAAGGUUGGCUGCCCAAUGCUACAAGCGAUGCUAUAUUGGCGUACAAAUUACUCGUGCAAACCGGUUAUGUUGAUAACCCUGUAGACAAAAGUGGCGUCACACAAAAUCGUUUAGUCGACAGUGAGGGCAUAAUCAAUCCAAAGGCGUUUUACAACUAUCUGUCAGCUUGGGCCACUAAUGAUGUAUUCGCCUACGGUGCAUCACAGGGUAAAUUGCAUCCAGAGCCACGUCACUUUUACCACACUGCCGGUGAAUACGAUCUCAAAAUACCGAAGAGUCUACCAUUGGUGUAUGCGCAGAUGCCUUUCUAUUUGCAUGGGCUGAACUGCACAUCGGAAAUUAAGACGCUAAUUGGACAUAUACGUGAUUUGAGCGUGAAAUUUGAGGCGCGCGGUCUACCAAAUUAUCCAUCAGGCAUACCCUUUAUAUUCUGGGAACAGUACAUGACGCUACGCUGGUCACUCGCACUAAUACUAUGCAUUUCGCUUGUCGCUGCUUUCAUGUUGAUCUCAAUAUUGCUGCUUUCUGUUUGGGCUGCCGUUUUGGUCGUAUUCAGCGUUGUCGCAUCGUUGAUACAAAUAUUCGGCGCCAUGACAAUACUCGGCAUAAAACUCUCAGCCAUCCCGGCAGUGAUACUGAUAUUAAGUGUCGGCAUGAUUGUCUGUCUUACAGUGCAAAUUUCACUGGGUUUCAUCACUUCCGUGGGUAAUCGCGAGCGUCGCAUACAUCUCUCCAUGCAAAUGUCACUCGGUCCACUUAUACACGGCGUACUCACUUCCGCUGUAGCCGUAUUUAUGCUCUCUACCUCACCCUUCGAAUUCGUCAUACGUCAUUUCUUUUGGUUACUCCUUGUUGUGCUCUGCGUCGGCGCUUGCAAUGGACUCGUACUCUUUCCUAUUAUCUUAAGCAUGUGCGGUCCUGAGGCUGAACUGGUGCCACUCGAACAUCCAGAUCGCAUUUCAACACCAUCCCCUGUAAUGUCGCGUUGCAAACGUGCCAACAAAACGGUGGUGGUGCAUGGUGGUCGCUCGUCACGUUCCUGCAGCAAGAAUAUGCAUCAUCACAAGGAUAUCAACAUUAAUGAUCCCUCAUUAACGACCAUUACCGAAGAGCCACCCUCAUGGAAAUCCUCCUCCUCAUCCAUACAAAUGAAUAACGAAUGGAAUGGCACCAAUAUGAAUAUGAAUAACGCACAUUAUGCUACAAAUGGCGCGCCACAACAAAUGAACAAUUACAACAUGAAUAAUUACUAUAUGCAUCGGCAGCAACCGAAUUACAUGCAGCAGCAUCAUCACUUUCAGUCAGCACCAUCAGCACCACCGGCACAACAACAGUGCACGCAACAAAACAUUUAUGGUGCGCCUACAUUUCUCAAAACAACACAUCCAGCACAGCAACAACAACAGCAACAUGCGCAUCAUCAAACGCAGCAGCCGCAGCAACAGCAGCAGCAGCCAACCCCACCACCAACAACGUCAGCACAACACAGCACGCAUACGCUGGGUGGGCCACACGAAACGGGUAACUUUCCCGAGCUGCAGAGUAUCGUGGUGCAACCGGAAGUCACUGUGGAAACGCACCACUCGGACACGAACACAACAAAAGUAACAGCGACGGCGAACAUCAAAGUGGAAUUGGUGACGCCUGGGCGCGCGGUGCGUAGCUACAACUUCAGCAGCUAGCGCUCACGUUUAGUUGAAUGUGCGCAAUAGGCGCUUUAGUGUAACGGGUGCAUGUAUUUAUUUGCUUAGUUAAGUAGUAGUAGUAGUUGUAAAAUUAAAGCGGUGCUACAUUUUUUUCCUUACGCACAAAUAUCGCUCGAAGUAAUGCAGUUAAAUAGCAUUGGUCGUCUAGUGCACAAAAAUCACUAAAAUUCAUUUUCAAAAGAAAUGCAGCAGUGCAAGCAAUGAAAUGUCAAAGCGCACUUUGAAGUAUUUGUGUGGUGCUGUCAGUCGACAGCUGAGUUAUAUGUACAUAAAUGUUAAAACAAACACUGUGAAUUCCUAAAGCAAACACUGUGAAUACUUUGUUUGGCUUGUAACAAUGUUUGUUUUGCAAUAUACAUAGAUAAUUCAUAUUUAGUUUUAUUUAUUUUUUUUUAAUUAAACUAAAACUUUUUAAAUUAAACUAAAACUGCAUUAUACUAAAA
Bactrocera dorsalis (oriental fruit fly) is the source of this 5961-nucleotide messenger RNA. It is a transcript of the gene ptc, whose product is annotated as protein patched. Gene Ontology annotation, molecular function: hedgehog receptor activity; hedgehog family protein binding; smoothened binding. The record is from RefSeq and is a predicted model, not a curated record. NCBI's taxonomy places the organism in Eukaryota, Metazoa, Arthropoda, Insecta, Diptera, Tephritidae. The transcript has 6 exons. Gene Ontology annotation, cellular component: plasma membrane. Gene Ontology annotation, biological process: smoothened signaling pathway. Bases 1391 to 5494 code for a protein of 1367 amino acids.